Molecule: messenger RNA, 3160 nt
Organism: Humulus lupulus (European hop)
Lineage: Eukaryota; Viridiplantae; Streptophyta; Magnoliopsida; Rosales; Cannabaceae
Product: U-box domain-containing protein 44-like
Exons: 6
Coding region: 591-3017 (808 amino acids)
Biological process (GO): protein ubiquitination
Molecular function (GO): ubiquitin-protein transferase activity; protein binding
Source: RefSeq, a predicted model, not a curated record
UACGAGAUAGAGUAUUAUUCUUAUCAUGGGUUCCUCAUAAUUGGUACACCCGUUUUCAGGGGUUAUACGGAAGAACUCUCAUAAAACAUGUAAGCCGACCCUCAAGUCUACUGCGGUUUUGCUCAUCCUUUGCCACUUCAACAAAUUUUUUCGAAGUCUUUCGGAAUGAAAAUCGCCGCUAUCACUCACCUGAAUUUGAUUUCUUACUGAUUCGCCAGUAUCAAUUUUCUCUAUUUCGUGGAAGAGUGUAAGUCUGAAAGUCUAACACCACCACCGCACCGCCGGUCUACCUAACUCUCUCACCAGACUAAGGCAGUAGCUGGCACCACACGCGGAUCAGCUGCAGUGAUAUGGUAUUGUUCAAUUCAGACUAAUUGAAGCAAAAGAGGUUAAGAAAAGCGAAAUCAGAGUCAGAGAGAACACACUACCUUUCCUUGUCUCUCUCUACCAACACUACCAAGAUGAAGAUGAACUCCUAACCCUAAUUGGGGUUUUAAUUCUGCAUACCAACACUACCUUUCCUUGCACCUACUUUCAGAUGCUUUUGAUUGCAAGGGUCAUUGCUAAGACUGAUUUGUAAUUUAUAUAAAAUGGCUGAAAGUUGGGAUGGAAGCUAUGAUCCUGGCAGCCCCUCUGAUGACAGCCGGCAAUUUGAGAAAUUGCAUGUAGAGCCAAUAUACGAUGCAUUCGUCUGCCCUUUAACAAAGCAAGUAAUGCGCGAUCCUGUUACGUUGGAAAAUGGGCAAACAUUUGAGCGUGAAGCAAUUGAAAAGUGGUUCAAGGAAUGCCAUGACAGUGGGAGGAAGUUGCAGUGUCCAUUGACAUUGAAAGAAUUACGAAGCAAAGAUUUGAAGCCAAGCAUAGCUUUACGGAACACCAUUGAAGAGUGGAAUGCAAGGAAUGAAGCUGCUCAGCUUGACAUGGCUCGCAGGUCGUUGAAUUUGAACACUCCAGAAAGUGAAGUUCUUAUGUCCUUGAAGUUUGUCCAGCAUAUCUGCCAAAAAAGUAGGUCGUGCAAGCAUAUUGCGCGAAGUGCGGGGUUGAUACCUAUGAUUAUUGACAUGUUAAAGAGUAGCAGCCGUAAAGUUAGAUGUAGAGCUUUGGAAACCCUUAGAAUUGUGGUGGAAGAAAAUGAUGAAAAUAAGGAAAUGUUGGCUGAGGGGGACACUGUCCGCACUAUUGUAAAGUUCUUAUCUCAUGAACAAUCUAAAGAGAGGGAGGAAGCUGUCUUUUUGCUGUAUGAGCUUUCACAAUCUGAAUCACUGUGUGAAAAGAUUGGUGCGAUCAAUGGAGCUAUUCUUAUAUUGUUAGGAAUGACAAGCAGCAAAUCAGAGAAUCUUUUGACUGUAGAGAAGGCUGACAAAACACUAGAGAAUCUGGAGAAGUGUGAGAACAAUGUGCGUCAGAUGGCUGAAAAUGGUAGACUGCAGCCUCUUCUGACACAAAUUCUUGAAGGCCCUCCUGAAACCAAACUGUCGAUGGCUAAUUUCCUUGGUGAGCUGGUUUUGAACAAUGAUGUGAAGGUCCUCGUAGCUAGAACUGUGGGCUCCUCUUUGAUCAACCUCAUGAAAAGCAGUAAUAUGCAGUCAAGAGAAGCUUCUCUAAAGGCUUUAAAUCAGAUCUCUUGUGAGGCAAGUGCUAGGGUGCUGAUUGAUGCAGGGAUACUUCCUCCUCUUGUCAGGGACCUUUUUAAUCAACUACCUAUGCGACUGAAAGAGAUUUCUGCAACAAUUCUUGCUAAUGUUGUGAACUCAGGCUAUGACUGUGAGUCUAUUCCUGUCGGACCUGAGAACCAGACUUUGGUCUCAGAAAAUAUAGUACAUAGCCUUCUACAUCUCAUUAGCAACACUGGCCCAGCAAUUGAAUGUAAGCUUCUUCAGGUUCUUGUUGGGCUCACUCACACUCCCUCUACUGUCACGAAUGUUGUUUCUGCCAUUAAAAGCUCUGGUGCCACUAUCAGUUUGGUUCAGUUCAUUGAGGCUCCACAAAAGGAAUUGCGUGUGGCUUCAAUUAAACUUCUUCAGAACCUUUCCCCAUAUAUGGGUCAGGAACUAGCAGAUGCUUUACGUGGCACGGUUGGCCAGCUAGGAAGCCUUAUCAGAGUAAUAUCGGAAAAUGUUGGAAUCACUGAAGAGCAAGCUGCAGCAGUUGGCCUCUUAGCUGAGCUCCCAGAGAGGGAUUUGGGCCUGACUCGACAGAUGCUAGAUGAAAGUGCCUUUGAACUUGUCUAUACAAAAGUAGUUAAAAUUCGACAGGGCGAGACCAAGGGGGCUCGCUUUGUGACACCAUUUUUGGAAGGGCUUGUUCGAGUUCUUUCAAGAGUUACAUUUGUAUUGGCUGAUGAGCAGGCUGCAAUCGAUCUCUGCCGCGAGUAUAAUCUUGCUGCAUUGUUUGUCGAACUUCUUCAGGCUAAUGGACUUGACAAUGUGCAGAUGAGUUCUGCAACAGCCUUGGAGAACUUGUCACAAGAAACCAAAAAUUUGACAAAACUUCCAGACAUGCCAACACCUGGUUUUUGUGCCUCAGUCUUUCCAUGUUUCAGUAAACAACCUGUGAUAAGCGGAUUGUGUGGAGUCCACAGGGGGACAUGCACACUCAGAGAGAGUUUUUGUCUUUUGGAAGGACAGGUUGUGGACAAAUUGGUAGCUCUUCUAGAUCACACUAAUGAGAAGGUGGUGGAGGCAGCACUCGCUGCUAUAUCAACUUUGUUGGAUGAUGAAGUUGAUAUUGAACAAGGAGUGAAGGUGUUGUGUGAGGCUGAGGGAAUCAGACCUAUACUAGACGUGUUAUUGGAGAAACGAACCGACACUUUGAGGAGAAGAUCAGUGUGGGCAGUUGAGAGACUUUUACGGAUUGAUGAGAUAGCCUAUGAAGUUUCUGGUGAUCCAAAUUUAAGUACUGCUCUUGUUGAUGCCUUCCAGCAUGGUGACUACAGAACUCGACAGAUAGCCGAACGUGCCUUGAAACAUGUCGAUAGGUUACCAAACUUCUCUGGGAUUUUUCCCAACAUGGGAUAAGAAACUUUAUUUUGGUGUGGUUUAUGCAUACUUCCAAAACCAGUGGAAGGUAUAUAUUGCUGUAUACAAGAUUUCCUACGUGUAGAUGAUUUUUGAACCUUGUUCAUUUGUUUUUUUCUUCUUAAUGAUGCAAGAUUUUCAUC